AUGUCCCGAGGCGCAGCAAAGCUACGCGAAAUGAUCCAGACCGGGCGCACAAUCGUGUCGCCUGGCGUAUACGAGGGCCUCGGAGCCCGCGUGUGCCUCCAGAACGGCUUCGAUACCCUCUACAUGACGGGAGCGGGCACGGCGAUCGGGCAACUGGGUAUGCCUGAUCUUGGCUUGACGACUGCGGACGACAUGGUGCGCAAUGCGGCCAUGUUGGCCGGGUUGGAUCGCAAUGUACCCGUGAUUGCGGAUGCGGAUACUGGGUUCGGAGGGCCGGUGAUGGUCCAGCGGACAAAACGCUGUGGACACCUGGGCGGCAAGGAGCUCGUGGACGAAGCUACGUUCCUGGCGCGGAUCCGUGCGGCCGUGGCCGCGCGAGAACGGACCCACUCCGACAUUGUGAUUAUUGCCCGCACGGACGCCCUCCAGAGCCUAGGUUUUGACGCGGCAAUCGACCGACUCAAGAAGGCUGUCGAGGCAGGAGCAGACAUGUGCUUCCUCGAGGGCAUGACGAGUAAGGAGCAGAUGGCCGAGAGUGUCAAGCAGCUGUCACCAACACCAUGUAUGCUGAACAUGGUCAAUGGGGGGGUGACGCCGCUUGUGGACGCCAAGGAGACGCAGGCGAUGGGGUAUGCUCUGGUGAUCUGGCCGAUUUUCGCCCUCAUGGCGGCGUUUAAUGCGUAUGAAAAGGCCGCAAAGGAGCUCAAGUCGACCGGGUUUUUGGAGAACAUCAAGGACAGUCCAGGCGGGCCUGUACGGGGGGGCGUGCGUGAAGUCUUCGAACUCUGUGGGAUGAAUGAGUGCGUCGAAUUCGACAGGCAGAUGGGUGGCGGGACGUAUGCCAAGGGCGGGCCUUAA
Cutaneotrichosporon cavernicola is the source of this 858-nucleotide messenger RNA. RefSeq lists its product as uncharacterized. The transcript has 4 exons. Lineage: Eukaryota; Fungi; Basidiomycota; Tremellomycetes; Trichosporonales; Trichosporonaceae. Bases 1 to 858 code for a protein of 285 amino acids. The record is from RefSeq and is a predicted model, not a curated record. Gene Ontology annotation, molecular function: catalytic activity.